UUUCGUACAACGAGAGGGAGUCACUUCUUGACAGGCGUCUCAUACACAUUUCAAUUUCAAACAGUGAUAAAAAUAUAUAUAUAGACAGACAUAUAUAUGUAAAAGUGUGUGUGUAUAUAUAUAUAUAUAUAUAUACACGUAUAUAGAUACAUAUAUACGUUUCUAUUUUUUUUUUUUUGAUAGAAAAAUAAUUUUUCUUAAUUUCUCACGCGAGUGGACUUGAAUUAAUAAUAAUAAUAAUAAUAAUAAUCAUAAUAAUAAUUUAAAAAAAUAACAAUAUUGAUUCGUUGGGAUAAAAGUCUUGUUUCUUUAAAAGUAACCCCAUAAAAACGAGAAGUAGUUCUAUCGUGAAAAAAUUCAAUUCGAUCUGAUCGAUAUUCAAUCGAUAACGACAAAGCGCUUCGUUCGAAUUUCUUUAUUCGUUCGAACGAUCGAUCGAUCGAUCGAUCGAUCGAUCUUUUCUAAAGAGAGAAAUUGAAAUAGAGAGAGGAGAGAGAGAGAGAGAGAGAGAGAGAGAUAAAGAAAGAAAUAGACAAAUAAGAAGAUAAAAGAAGAAAAAAGUGUAAGAAGUGAUCUCGAUUAAAAUUAAGAAACAUGUUUAAUAAAGUGAAAGCAAAAUUAAACGAAAAUUAAAGAAAAAAGGAAAAAAAUAUAUAUAUAUAUUAAAAAAAAAAAAAAAAGAGAGAUAGAAAGUAAAGAAACGAAAAAAAAAAUCAACCAAUCGACCAACAAUUAUUAGGAUUAAUUAUUAAAAGAUAAUUAAUAUACAUUGAGCACGAACGCUUCUCUCUAAUUGAUACGAAGAAACUUAGAAGAAAUUUUACGAGAUGUCUUCCUCCAUUCAACUGUUUUUCGAUGGCUCCUGGAUAACCUUGAUCUUGUCGUCCUGUUUACUACUGAUGAUACUAACAUUCGCGAUACAACGUGGACAAUUUAUUUACGCUGUUAGGAAUAUACCGCAGCCAAUAUCCUUGCCGCUCAUUGGGAAUGCCUAUCAAUUAAAUUCCACUUUGGAAGAAUUCUUUAACAAUCUGGUCAAAUGGAGUCAACGAUUCGGUGAUAUAUUUUUAGUUUGGGUCGGGAUACGUCCUUUCAUCUUUCUUUACAAAGUUGAAACUGUCCAGCCUUUACUAAGUAGCAGCGUUCAUAUUAAUAAAAGCUUUGAUUACAACUACCUAAAUCCAUGGCUUGGUAAUGGACUGAUCACCAGUAACGGCGAUGUUUGGUAUCAUAGUAGGAAGUUACUAACACCGACCUUUCACAGUGGCCUCCUUGAGGAAUAUUUCAAUAGCGCUACGAAUGAGGUUAAAAUUAUGAUCAGCUGUCUCGAAAAAGAGAUUGGCAAGAGCUUCGACAUCGUUCCAUAUGCAAAACGAGCUAUGCUAGACGUGAUUUGUGACAGUGCUAUGGGUUACCAUAUUAACGCACAAACUAACGUGUUUAAUGAAUACGUUUUGGCUGUGAAUAGAAUGUCACAAAUCAUGCAGUACAGAUUUACAAACGUUUGGACAUCAUUCAACUUGAUAUUCAGAUUAACAAAAUUAGGAAGAGAACACGAUCAUGCUCUUAAAGUAAUUCAUACUUUUGUUGAUAAGGUCAUCGCCGAAAGAAAACAAGAAUGGAUAAACCAACAAAAUGACGAUUCUAAUAAAUCAAUAAAGAAACAUCGUGCUUUAUUAGAUUUGUUAUUAGAAAUAUCAAAAAAUGGUACGAUUUUGACCGAUACUAAUAUUCGCGAUGAGGUCAAUACGUUUAUGUUUGCUGGUCAUGAUACAACAGCUACCAGUAUAUCCUGGAUAUUGUACGCUUUGGGAAGACGACCCGAAUAUCAGGAACAAAUAUUAGACGAAUACGACGAGAUAGUCGGUGACAAAGAAAUAACGUUAGAAAUGUUAAACAAAUUAAAUCUAUUGGACGCUUGUAUCAAAGAAUCAUGGCGUCUCUAUCCAGUGGUUCCAUUAAUCGGUAGACAAAUUUAUAGUCCCAUUAAAAUACUGGGACAUAAUAUUCCAGUUGGUUCGACGGUCCUAAUAAACUCUUAUUUGUUACAUCGAGACGUUCGCUAUUUUCCCGAACCAGACGUUUUUAAACCCGAAAGAUUUUUACCAAGUAGCCCUAAAUUACCGUCGUACACAUUUAUACCUUUCAGCGCGGGAUCACGCAAUUGUAUAGGUUGGAAAUUCGCGACAGUAGUUGUUAAAGUAUUCACCUUAUCGAUAUUAAAGUCUUACCAUAUUACAUCUUUAAUAACCGAAGACAAACUUCGUCUUAUAUCCGAAUUAGUUCUUGUUAAUAAAGGUGGAAUACCAUUAAAAAUUACACCGAGAACGCGAUGAUUUCAAAUAUAAUUUUUUUCUUUUUUUUUUUUUUUUUUUACCAUUAUCAAAAUGGACGUCCUAUAAUAUCUAUGUAUAUAUACAUAUAUACAUAUAUAUAUAUAUAUAUAUAUAUAUGAGUGUGUGUAUGUAUAAUUGCAUAUUUGCAUCCUUGUAUAUCGUUUUGUUUAAACAGAAUUUGUUUAAAAUAGUUUUAUAGAUAUUAUAGAUUGUAGGUUAUGUUAAGCUAUAAUUAAAUUAUAAAUCGAUCGUAAUAGAUUUAUCGAUUCUAUACGAUAAUUAUCGCGUACGAAUUGUAACUUUGUCAAUUGUAUCGAAAAGCUAACGUGUGAUAUCUUAGUAUGAAGAAACAAACAGAAAGAAAAAGAAAAAAUAAAAUAUGGAGAAUAUGUAUUUUUGUAAUAUUAAAUAUACAAAGGAUAUAUAUAUAUAUAUAUGUAUAUAUAAUCUUUUAAGAUUACAUGCUAUAUAAUUGGCGUUAAAAAAUUACGACGUGAUGAUAUUGUUAUAACUUUGUUAAUGUAAUCUUAAUGUGUUUGAAUGAUAUAUAUAUAUAUUAUAUAUAUAUAGCAUG
This is a messenger RNA of Vespula vulgaris, 2910 nucleotides long. RefSeq names its product cytochrome P450 4c3-like. The transcript is spliced from 8 exons. The record is from RefSeq and is a predicted model, not a curated record. NCBI's taxonomy places the organism in Eukaryota, Metazoa, Arthropoda, Insecta, Hymenoptera, Vespidae. Bases 828 to 2336 code for a protein of 502 amino acids. Gene Ontology annotation, molecular function: heme binding; monooxygenase activity; oxidoreductase activity, acting on paired donors, with incorporation or reduction of molecular oxygen.